This is a messenger RNA of Hibiscus syriacus, 1272 nucleotides long. RefSeq lists its product as uncharacterized. NCBI's taxonomy places the organism in Eukaryota, Viridiplantae, Streptophyta, Magnoliopsida, Malvales, Malvaceae. Bases 1 to 1272 code for a protein of 423 amino acids. The transcript has 5 exons. Gene Ontology annotation, cellular component: plasma membrane; plasmodesma. The record is from RefSeq and is a predicted model, not a curated record.
AUGCAUUCAUUUUGCAGUGCCGGAUGCAGUGUAAUGUUCUUAGGAGAGAAAGGAUUCUUGGGAGCCAUACACGAGACCGCUGGAUAUGUAGUGCAUCAAGGAGAAAAGAUCUCGAAUGGUCUUAUAAUUGUCGUCAGUUAUCUUCAGUCGGCCAGGAAAGUUUCUUUGAACAACAAAUUCCUACCACCCGAAAUCAUAAACCAGAUCGACGAGGUCACCUCUAAAUUGGAUGCAAGUAAAGACCUCCCUCAUCUUACAACGAUAAGCAUGGCAGAUUCCUUGUCCGAAAUUCUCAAGCAUGAACACAACUCUGAUCUCUAUCAGUACUACCAUGCUUCUAGUAGCAGUUCUUGGAUUCUUAUUUUUGGCUAUUGGCUGGAAAACAUGGGUGUAUAUGUAAGUAACUUGAGAGCGUGCAUGAUUAUCAUCUUCUUGUCCAUCAUAAUCAUCAUCAAAACUAACGAUCAACGGUUGCAGAUUCAUGAUCAUCGGGUGGAUUAUCACGACGCUCGUGUUUAUCUUGUGCGCUUAAUGGCAGAUACAUGCACCGCGGUGGACGAAUGGGUUCAAAACCCCACAGCCGGUUCUGCUAUCAAGGAACUUCUUCCUUGCGUGGAUCGGGAAUUCGGAAAAAACAUCAAGGAUGCGAGCAAAGCGGUUAGCAACGGGAUUAACGAUCUGCUGAACCUUGAUGUUUCCCUUGUAGCCAAUAACAAUGACAUACCUCCACAAGUAGUAGGUCUUUACUACAAUCAAUCCGGUCCCUCAUUGCCCACCGUUUGUGACCCGCACAAGGCAGAAAACAAUAAAAAAACUUGUGGGGAGGGUCAAGUAGCCGUGGGCAAUGCAACACAGGAAUGGAGAAAAUUCGUAUGCCAUUUAUCGUCGUCCGGAAUUUGCAGCACACAAGGGCGCCUGACCCCGGACUUGUACAAGCAAAUGAGUUCAGCUGCUAGCAUAAGCUACGUGUUGUCCUGUUACGUUCCUUUCCUUGCUAGCCUAGUAGACUGCUCCACAAUUUGGGAAAUUCUCAAUUACAUGCACCAGCAUUACUGUCCGGGGCUAAGGAAACACAGUCAAGAGGUUUAUAUCGGCUUGCUCCUCGCCACGAUCUCGGUGAUGUUCUGUUUGAUAUCUUGGGUAUUUUAUGGUAAAGAACGGCGAGAUCGAAAGUAUACCAAAGGGACCGAUAUGGUGCAAGCCGAAACAACCAAAGGGACCGAUACGGUGCAAGCUGAAACAACCCAUGAAGACCCUGAUGCUGAAGAAUAG